AUGCAGCAGGGGGUUCGCCGUCUGAGAAUCACCCGGGGACAAUCCGGGCCUACAGAGCGACCUGGCCUCGGGCUAGCAGCACACGCUCUGCGUUGGCCCACGAGCCAGACAGGACCUCCAGCAGGAGUUUUACCUUUUUUGCCUGGUUGCGCCGUCAAAACGCCAAUCACACCUCUGCUCGCAACAGCUGCCAACCUGCCGGCUGCCCUUAGAUUACCGCCCAGUCUGCAUGCAGUGUCCACUGUCCGCGACGUAUCCGGGCAACAGGCGAGCACCGUGUCAGCAGCGCAGCAAUAUCGCCUAGACGCCGCGUCCAUUCUUGCAUUUAAUGAUCUAUGCGACCUGCCAGAGCUUUCUCGAGCUCUAGCAGGUCUCAAGAGGGAAACCGCGACGCUGGCGGACCCAUAUCGCAACUAUUCGCUCGACUACGCCUCUCAGGACAAUAGCAAGUCGCAAGAACAGUCUGGUUUGCUUGUUUAUCAAACAACCCAGCCACAGGUCGUGCACCAUGGGGCGACUGCUGAAAUGCCGUUUGUGCCCCGUGGUGCGCAGCAACCUGCCCCCGGACAGCAGCACCAUCAUCACCACCACCACCAACAGCAGCAGCAACAUUCUCAACAUGCCAGUCCUUCUAUGCUGCGAGCCUCGGUCACUCAUUCCGUCGUUCCAGAUGUCCAUCCGCAGCCGCUCCUUAUGAACCCACACCAGCUUGCUCCACCCCCGCUUUCAUCUCAGUAUCCUCCAAAUCCGCUCCAGUUCCAGCCUUCCCGGGCUCCGAAGCGGGCGCGGGUCGACGGAGGCGAAGGGAGCGAAGAUGAAAAUCGACUGGACCUGGGAUUCCAGAUGCUAAAAACAGAUUCGCACCCAGAGGGGACUCAAUCGCCCGACAUGAUGAUGUCUGCUCAUAGUGAUUCGUCCACUCCGCAUCGCACUUAUGCUUUACCGCCGCCGAUACAUCCCCAGCAGCAACAGCAUCAUCAUCAUCACCAUAGACUACCACAGGCCCUGAUUCAUCCAUCGCAGCAGGCUGGCGGCGACAUGAAUUCACCUCCUAUGUCUUCCGGCCUCCCGAGUGUUGUUGGACAGGCUGGGAUGCCAGAUCCGGCGCCCCGGCCGCGCGGACCGAAGCUAAAGUUUACCCCGGAGGAGGAUUCUUUGCUCGUUGAAUUGAAAGAGAAUAAAAACUUGACCUGGAAGCAAAUAUCGGAUUUCUUCCCCGGGAGAACAAGCGGCACUUUACAAGUGCGGUAUUGCACCAAAUUAAAAGCCAAAGAUACGGUUUGGACGGAUGAAAUGGUGCAAAGGCUGCGAAAUGCAACCCAAGACUACGAGAAUGACCGCUGGCGGAUCAUCGCAGGAAAAGUCGGCCACGGUUUUACUCCGGCGGCUUGUCGUGAAAAGGCCACGGAAUUAUAG
This is a messenger RNA of Talaromyces rugulosus, 1416 nucleotides long. RefSeq lists its product as uncharacterized. The transcript has 3 exons. Bases 1 to 1416 code for a protein of 471 amino acids. Lineage: Eukaryota; Fungi; Ascomycota; Eurotiomycetes; Eurotiales; Trichocomaceae. The record is from RefSeq and is a predicted model, not a curated record.